Molecule: messenger RNA, 2164 nt
Organism: Prunus mume (Japanese apricot)
Lineage: Eukaryota; Viridiplantae; Streptophyta; Magnoliopsida; Rosales; Rosaceae
Product: DUF641 family protein (DUF641)
Biological process (GO): response to red or far red light; negative gravitropism
Source: RefSeq, a predicted model, not a curated record
GAAAGAAAAAGAGAAGCGCAGGCUUCCAGCACCAGCAAGCCAAACCCACACACAAAUAAUACCUUCCUUCCAAGACAUUCAAAGCACCUCCGCGAGAAAAAGAGUAGAGCUCAAGAAGUCUCGCUUCUUUGUACGGAGAGAAAGGAAAAGAAAGAUUGAAACUUUCAAUUCAAUUCGAUUUCAAAGCAAACUCAAGGCUGAAGGUGAGAAAGAAAAGAAAAUGACAGAAAUGGAUGAUGGCUCUUCGAGACCUCCACAAAUCUCUGAAAUGUUUCAGAAAUUCGCUCUCGCUUUCAAGACCAAAACUUUCGAGUUCUUCGCUGAAGAGGAAGCUGAGGACUCCGAUAGCUUAGCACUUCUCGACUCUGCUGAAGAGGUCAUCACAGACCAGAAGGUCGUCGUCAUCAAACCAGACGGAGCAGCGGCGGACCACAAAGACUCACAGCUACAAAUUACACCGACGAAGCCUAAUUUGAGCGAAACCCAAGUGAAGAAACCAGAGCUUUCGGCGGUUACAAGGUCUUUGAGCAGAACCCAGAUCAGACCUAUCAAUACCCAGAUGACCCAGACUCUGCUUUCGUCGAUUUUUGCUACGGUUUCGUCGUUUGAAGCUUCGUACCUUCAAUUACAGACUGCCCAUGUGCCUUUUGUUGAAGAAAAUCUCAAGGCAGCUGAUCGAGCUCUGAUCUCUCACCUUCAGAGGCUCUCAGAAUUCAAGCAUUUUUAUAGAGAUUUUUGUACAAGUUCUAAUUUUGGUUCUGAUAUUCCAAUUGGGUCUUGCUUGGAAGCUCAGGUGCAAGAGAAUCAGAGCAAGCUUAGGACUUUGGGAACCAUGUCCAACAGGUUACAGACAGAGAUUGAUCAAAAAGACAAUGAAGUUAUGGCUCUGAGGAAAAAAUUGGGUGAGAUUCAAAAGUCUAAUUUGAAACUAUCUAAGAGGUUAUCUGCUACUUUGAAUUCUCCUUGUGAAGUUUUGUUGUCCGUUAGAGUCUUUGAUUCGGUUCUACAUGAUGCUUGUAGAUUAACACACAGAUUUACUAAAAUUUUGAUAACUUUGAUGGAGAAAGCUGGGUGGGAUUUAGAUUUGGCUGCUAAUUUAGUUCAUCCUGAUAUUGAGUAUGUUAAAAAAGCGCAUAACCGGUAUGCUUUCUUGUCAUAUGUUUGUUUGGGAAUGUUCAAAGGUUUUGAUUCAAAAGGUUUUGGUUUAGAUGAGAGUGAAAUGUUGUGUAAUGGGCAUGGUCCGGAGUUGGAUAAGAAUAAGGCUUCUUUGAAGCAAUUACUUGAGCAUGCGUCAAGCAAUCCAAUGGAGUUGUUAAGUAGGAAUCAAAACUGUGAAUUUUCAAGAUUUUGUGAGAGCAAGUAUCAAGAGAUUAUCCACCCCACCGUGGAAUCUUCAAUUUUUAGUAAUUUGGAUAGAAACCAAGUUGUGUUGAGUUCAUGGAGGUCUUUGAGUGUAUUCUAUGAUUCAUUCGUUAGCAUGGCUAGCUCGAUAUGGAUGCUCCAAAAGUUGGCCUACUCCUUUGAUCCAGCGGUUGAGAUAUUCCAAGUGGAAAGAGGCAUAGAUUUUUCAAUGGUGUAUAUGGAAGAUGUCACUAGGAGAUUGUUGUUGCCAGGUACAACCAGGAUGAAAGUUGGGUUUACAGUGGUUCCGGGUUUUAAGAUUGGAAGGACAGUAAUUCAAUCCCAGGUUUAUUUAAGUGGCCUGAAAUGUACAGAGUAGUGGCAAGUCAUAUUCUACUGGUUAACAUGUUAGUGGCAAUGACAUAGGCAAAUACAGGAGGUGAUCAAGAUGAGGCUGGUGAUCUUUUGAUCUUACAUGCAUGGUUUCUUGUUGAAUGCCAGAUGGAAUUCAGUGUAUGUGCGUUGGAAUAUGUAAGUUAAAGGAUGCAUCAGUUACCAUGCUCAAGAAGGAAGCUCUGUAAUAUGCACUCAAAGAAGAUGUUGCUGAACCUCUUUUGACAGAUACAUGCUACAUGGUUUGUGACUUUGGUUUUUCUUCGUAUAUGGUUUUCUGUUGAGACCUAUGUAGACUGAACUGUAUAGAACCCUUUCUCUUCUAUUUUUUGGUUUUUAUCUGACACAAUACACUGCCAAGUUGUGUAGCCUAGUUUGUUUGUAUGGACUUUGAAAAAGCUACUAAUGGAUACUAACAAUUGACCUUUUU